GGUAAUCGCUCACAACUGCAACAGUCAUUCGCGUACUCGCGAUCUAGCGAGAUCGCAGAAAAAUCACAGUGUUUUAUCGAAACGUCUCACCAUCAUCAUGGACACUUGGAUAUUAUUGUCUCUUUUAGUGGGCAUCGUCGCUGUUUAUCAUUACUUCUUUAAGAACUUGGACAUUUUCAAAAAACAUGGAAUUUUACAUAUACCACCAUUACCUAUUGUGGGUAAUUUGGCACCAGUUUUUCUUCGUCAGUUAUCGAUGGCCAAACUCGUCCAAAAAGUUUAUUAUCUAAAUGAAGACGCUAAAUACGUUGGUUUUUUCGACGGAAUGAAUCCAAUUGUAAUGAUUCGCGAUCCGGAUCUCAUCAAAGCCAUCGGCGUUAAGAAUUUCGAGAUGUUUCCCGAUCAUCGUGCUUUCAUCGAUGAAAUCAACGACCCUAUGUUUGGCAAAAAUUUAUUUUCUCUUCGUGGCGAAAGGUGGCGAGACGUGAGGAAUCUACUAAGUCCUGCUUUUACUUCAAGUAAAAUGAAAGCUAUGUUUAAAUUGAUGUCCGAUUGCGCUGCCAAUUUUACUGACUUUCUUUCCAAGUUACCUGCGGACAAAAAUGUUGUGGAUUUGAAGAACAGCUUUACCAGAUACACGAACGACGUAAUCGCAACUUGCGCUUUCGGUAUCAACGUCGAUUCCAUGAAGAAUCCUAAUAACGAAUUCUACGUGUAUGGAAAAGAAGCUACCACUUUUGACUUUAUGCGCACCAUAAGAUUUUACAUUGUUAGAAGUAUGCCUGCUUUCAGCAAAAUGUUGGGUAUUAAAUUUGUUAGCAAUAGAGUAGGUCAAUUUUUCAAAGAUCUUGUAAGGAACACGAUACAUACUAGAGAUGUGAAAAAUAUUGUACGACCAGACAUGCUGCAACUAAUGAUGGAGACCAGAGGAAAAAGGGGACCCGGAAAGGAACUGACUAUUGAGGAUAUGACCGCACAAGCGUUUAUCUUCUUUUUUGGUGGUUUCGACACUGUUUCCAGCCUGAUGUGCUUCGCCGCUCACGAAAUCGGUGUGAACCCGGACAUUCAAGCAAAACUACGUGAUGAGAUAAAUGAGGUUCUAAAGACAACCAAUGGGGACUUGACCUAUGAGGCGCUAAAUGGAAUGGAGUAUCUGGACGCGGUGGUCAAUGAAGCUCUUAGGAAGUGGCCCAUAGCUUUUUUUCUGGAUAGGAUAUGUGCGGAAGAUUUUGAGCUGCCUCCAGCACUUCCAGGAGAUAAGCCUUUCCUCUUAAAAAAAGGAAUGAGCGUUUGGUUCGUUCCUUACGGUCUACAUCGGGAUCCAAAGUAUUUCGAGAGACCUGACGAGUUUUGUCCCGAACGUUUUCUGGAUGAGAACAAGAAAAAUAUCAAUUCAGCCGCGUAUCUUCCGUUUGGGCUCGGUCCAAGAAUGUGCAUAGGCAACAGGUUUGCAUUAUUGGAAACCAAGGUUAUGUUAUUCCAUUUGUUAACUCGUUGUGAAUUAAAAUUGUGCUCGAAAACUUCACAUCCGUUGCAAUUGAGCAAAACAAAUUUCAAUCUGAUGCCAGAAGGAGGAUUUUGGUUGAAGAUCCAACCGAUAGAUAAUACUAGUGUACCUUCAAAUGUUAUUAAUGGUACUGCGAGUGGUCAUAUUACAACGUAUGCCAUGGAAUAUUGGACGAUAUUGUUAUCAAUAGUGAUUGGUGCGUUCAGCAUUCAUUAUCUUUUUAGACAUUUUAAUUUCUUUAAAAGAAAUGGUAUUAUACAUGUACCGUCUAUUCCAAUACUUGGAUCCAUGACAUCGGUUAUGUUUCAACAAAUAUCAAUGUUCGAUUUCAUCCUAAAGAUAUACAAUUUCAAUCCAGACGCAAAGUAUUUUGGAUUAUAUCUUGCGACAAAACCAAUUAUUUUGCUACGCGAUCCGGAACUCAUUAAAUCCAUUCUUGUUAAGAAUUUCGAAGCAUUUCCAGAUCGUCGUGGUUUUUCCCAGUUGAAUGAGCCUUUACUUGAAAAAAAUUUACUUUCUCUUUGUGGAGAAAAGUGGCGGAACGUGAGAACUCUUCUGAGUCCAUCUUUCACAUCCAGCAAGAUGAAGAUGAUGUUUACGUUGAUGUCGGAAUGUGCUGAGGAUUUUGCCAAAUUUCUAUCCACAUUACCGAAAGAUAAAGGUGAGACGGAUAUGAAAGAUGCUUUUUCUAAAUAUACGAACGACGUCAUCGCAACAACUGCCUUUGGAAUCAAAAUCGACUCUAUGAGAGAUCCGACAAACAAGUUCUACGUUUUCGCCCAAGACAUGACUGAAUUCUUACGAGGGAAUCCUUGGAAGUUUAUAUUCCUUACUACUUUGCCGAAGCUUGGGAAAAUUCUUAAUAUAAAGCUUAUAAACGAUCACGUGUCGAAAUUUUUUAAGGAUAUUAUAAAGACUACAAUCGCUACUCGUGAUGCGGAGCACAUUACACGUCCGGAUAUGCUGCAAUUAAUGAUGAAUACCAGAGGCAAGGAAGAUGGCAGAGAACUGGACAUCGACGAUAUGACUGCACAAGCGUUCAUCUUCUUUCUCGGUGGUUUUGAAACUACCUCGAUGGCAAUGUGCUUCGCGGCUCAUGAAAUUGCAGCCAACCCAGAAGUUCAAACCAAAUUGCAACAAGAGAUCGACAGGGUUUUGGAAGAUUCGAACGGAGAAGUGUCUUAUGAAGCUAUUAACCGGCUCGAGUAUUUAGAUGCGGUAACAAAUGAGGUUCUCAGAUUUCAUCCACCAGCCACCGUCGUAGAAAGAAUAUGCGACAAACCUUAUGAAUUACCACCAGCAUUACCAGGCGAAAAACCAUUCGUCAUGAAGAAGGGUAUGAUUCUUUGGAUUCCGGUUUAUGCAAUACAACGUGAUAAAAAGUACUACGAUAAUCCGGAAAAAUUUUAUCCAGAAAGAUUUUUGGAUAACAAGACGUACCACAAUUCCUCGUGCUACAUGCCAUUCGGAUUAGGACCAAGAAUGUGUAUAGCUAACAGGUUUGCUUUGCUGGAAGUCAAAGUCUUGCUGUUUCAUUUACUAGCGCGAUGUGAACUGAAACCUAAUCCGAAAACUACGUCCCCAAUAAAACUUCGGAAAAGUGUGACAAUGAUUCCGGAGAAUGGAUUCUGGUUGAAUAUUCAGAGUAGAAAAAAUAUGCAUCCUGUAUUGAAAUCUACAGUAAUCAAUAACUAAGUUUCAGAAAAUAUUUUGAAUUGUACUUACAUAUAUAAUAAAAAUUACUUUGCGAUAUAAGUCGAUAUAGAUGAAUAUAUUAUGGUAUUAUAUGUUGUAAUUAAAAAUUCUGGUCUUUAUACUGAUAUUAUUUGUUGCUAAUAUUAAUAAUUAAUUAUUAUUGAAACUGUUGGUUAUUCAACAAAAAUCGAAACUAAUUGUGACAUUUUUUUUACAGAAUUGAGUCGACUUUUUACGUUACUUCUUAUAAUUUAUUGAUAUACAGAUUUUUCUAGGAGCCAAAAGAAAGUAACAAUAAAAUAAAAUGCAUGUAAACAUAUAGAAAUAUUUAUUGUUAUAUUUGCGUGACAACUUAUAUAAUAUAUUCACAUUGCAAUAACUUUUUGUAAUAAAUUUUUUUAAUUUUAAAUUCUUACGAAAGUUAUACAAUGAAUAACCUUUAUCUAUAUUUAAUGGCGGUAAAACGGCGAUCACGUAAUAUAUCUGGAGUGUUGGAGUAUUAUAGUAUCAUAUAUUUCGCAUUGAAUUCUUCUAAGAGCAACCGUUAAAGUUAUUUUGUUGUAGUCUAGUUAGAUAUUGUGGAAUGAUUACUGGUCAUUAAUGUUUACUGUGUUUUUUUUAUAAAAGCUAAAUUUCUGUAUUUAGGUAGCAAAAAUUUUUACAGUGUAUGUUCUGUACAUAAUUUUGAGACGUAUGUUACAUAUUAAUUUUUAAUUUUAGUCUAUCUUGAAGACCUUGUGAAUUUUAAACGAUAUUAUUAAAUUUAAUGUGUGUAUGAAUUUGACAAAUAAAGUCAUAUUAUGAUAUAAAUGGGCUGGUUGUGGAAUAUUGUCAUCCGUCAUGCGCAUCUCUCCUGCGACUAAUUUCAUUGUAGAAGUUGCAGAAUGUUUAUUAAAAGAAAAGAAAUUAUUUUAAAAA
Molecule: messenger RNA, 4120 nt
Organism: Solenopsis invicta (red fire ant)
Lineage: Eukaryota; Metazoa; Arthropoda; Insecta; Hymenoptera; Formicidae
Exons: 2
Coding region: 98-3202 (1034 amino acids)
Molecular function (GO): iron ion binding; monooxygenase activity; oxidoreductase activity, acting on paired donors, with incorporation or reduction of molecular oxygen
Source: RefSeq, a predicted model, not a curated record